AUGCUGAUCAAGGACGUCGUGCUGCUGCAAGAAGUCUUUGUCAGGGAUGACAUCGAGACAUUCACUACCCUGGCAGCGCAAGGCGGCCUGCAGCAUGCGCAGUACUUUGACAGCGGUUAUCUGGGCGGCGAGCUCCUCAUCCUCUCCAGAUUUCCCAUCACCUACACCAGGUACCACCAAUACACUGCGAGCGGGUCUCCUGUGAGCGUGUGGGAAGGGGACUUCUAUGCAGGCAAAGGGGUUGCCAUGGCCUGCCUGACCACGCCCUGUGGCCCGCUGCAUGUCUACAACACCCACACCUGCGCCAACUACAACCAUGCAUUCCGACACAGUGACGUGGCAGGAGGUCUUGAGCUGCCGUCAGAUCACAACUUCCCAGUCAGGCUGGUGCAGUUUUUGGAGCUGGCCUACUUCAUUGCCGCCCACAGCUCCAAGGGAAUUGCGCCAGUGAUCCUGGGGGGCGAUCUGAACUGCGGUCCAAAUGACAUGGAGGUUGUCAUGCUGCGUUCCCUACUUCCUCAGCUGCAGGAUUCAUGGCCUGCCCUGCACCCUGACGACCCGGGCAACACAUCCAACUAUGACCUCCCAGGUCAUCUUAGGAAGGAUCCGCCCAAGAGGAUAGACUUCCUGAUGAGCUCGCUUGAGCCUGUCUCGGCUGAGCUGGCGAUGGGCAAAACAGCAGGUGGCAUGCGCUACUCUGACCACCUAGGCGUGCAGACUGUCUUUGAAUACAAUGCCACCACUCAGCAGAAAAGGUUUGAUGUCGACCCGGGAUUGACAGACCGCAUUGCUUCACACAGUCCACUCUUCAAGCUGGCACAAGAGAAGCUCUCCCAAGGCGACCAAGGCCUUGUGGCAGCAGCGCGCAUCUGCACCUGCAUUGCAGCGGUGUGCUGUGCACCCCUGCUGCUUGCAUGCCUCACAGUGGGAAUAUGGCUGGCAGCGGCAGAUGAGAGCGUUGCAGGGGAGAUAACGCUGAUGUGCGUGGCUGUGUGUGCUGCACUGGUUCUGCCAUUUAUCCUGGCAGUCAGUGUGGCUUUCCAGGGGGCUGCGUCAGCGAUGCGCAUGCAUGCCAAUGGGAUCCAAGUGACCUUGAAGGCCGUGGGGUCAUGCUUGGCAUCUUCAUGAUAUCUGGAAUAACUGAAGCCAACCGGCAAUUGCCGAAUGUCUUGAAAAACUGUUGAAUGAAGGAAUAUUGGAUAUUGAAAUCUGUGACCUAGCUCACAAGAAGAAGCAUGUACAUCUUGGGAGCUAAAUUGCGCCUAAUUAUAGGCCUUAAUGCGAUUAUAUUUGCAAGUUGCUGCACGAUUGCCUUGAAAGUAAACCCAUAUGGAGGAGUGCC
Coccomyxa subellipsoidea C-169 is the source of this 1342-nucleotide messenger RNA. RefSeq names its product DNase I-like protein. Gene Ontology annotation, cellular component: cytoplasm. The transcript is spliced from 8 exons. Bases 1 to 1128 code for a protein of 375 amino acids. The record is from RefSeq and is a predicted model, not a curated record. Lineage: Eukaryota; Viridiplantae; Chlorophyta; Trebouxiophyceae; Coccomyxaceae. Gene Ontology annotation, molecular function: sphingomyelin phosphodiesterase activity.